AUGGGGAGCGGAGGCGAAGAAUGGCCAGACGAGGUGACAGGAUUUCGUGGGAAUCGACAAGAUGGACGACAGAUGGGUACACGACAAAACCAGCACCACCUACAUUUCGCGACGGAACCUUCUCUCCACGAAAGACGAGUAUACCGUCAUUCACCUGUCGCUACUUCUGCACUUGGUCGCCCAACCUAUACGGAUCAGGGAGCCACCUUGCGACGCUUUGCCAAGACGGACGGUGAAGUCGGAAUGUCGGAUGUGUCGAACUCCUUCACAGCUUGGGAGACCCUGCCGGAGGACGAACCUCCGCUGUGCAUCGCAGUUCGACGCCCAGUGUCACCACACCACUAUGAGGCGGUAAACCGUUGUGGAGCCACAGAAGAUGCUGGUCUUAUCAAUAGCGCUCGACUUGAUCAACAAUUUGGGGCGGUUCACACUGUAAACUCUAUCGCAGCAUCUCCAAAUAAUCGUUCCUUAGCUGAACCUUGUUCUUUCACCACCCAACGAUUUGUUAGCUCUGCAUCCAAACUUUCGAUAGUGAAACGAGCCGCAGUAGCGGUGGGAGUGGCAGCUGUCAGUUGUAAUCAGGGAACUCCUUGUCCUUUCACCGUCAAGAAGAAGAGUAACAAUGGUUCCUUGUCCGUUGAAGAAGUCUGUGUUGCAGCCUGCGCCCAACCGAAUCGCUCUGCCCUGAGGCGGCUUACCAAUGCUGAGAGCUCACUACGAAACGAUUGUUCGGCAAACAAAAUUUGA
This is a messenger RNA of Necator americanus (New World hookworm), 747 nucleotides long. RefSeq lists its product as uncharacterized. The record is from RefSeq and is a predicted model, not a curated record. Bases 1 to 747 code for a protein of 248 amino acids. Lineage: Eukaryota; Metazoa; Nematoda; Chromadorea; Rhabditida; Ancylostomatidae. The transcript is spliced from 4 exons.